AUGACUUUCCCUCUCCGGCAAGGCGCGGUCCCCCCCGAUCUCACCGACAUUGUUUCUUCUUCAGAGCCGCCGUUCGAAAAUGGGCUCUCGUCUCCAUAUGUUCGACCUCCUACACCAUUGCCGCCGCCGCCGCCGUCACCGCACUCGACGCCAAACAAGCUCCCUUUCAGAGGGUCUGCUUUCCUCGGCAAUGACUACGGCGUACACUUCUCCUGUGGACAUGUCGAUGUUUCCAUGGCCGGUCGCGGAACACGGAAUGAGACCAUCGCUGGUUGCAUCGGCAAGUGCUGCCUCACCGUUGUUGCGGAGACCGUCGCCGACGUCUUGCUGAACCAGUUCAAGUUGGAGUUUCAAGAGAUGAUCCACUGCGCUAUCCGGCACGAGCUCCUCAGGCUUUACAGAAACGAUACAUUCAAUAGAUUUUUCCACCGUUGCGCAGCAGAGGAGAUCAGCAGGCACUUCGAGGCUGCAAAGGCCAGGUUUUCGGCCAUGGAUCGCGAGUUCUCUCCGAGUCAUUAUGUUGUGCCCCCUGUGCCUGCCUCUUUGUUGGCUCCCCGACCUAACCCGGAAACCCAUAGGUCAACCUUCACGCCUCGUCGCGCGUCGUCGUCCCCCGGUGACAAGAUCGAAACUAUCCGUGUCCGCAAGGUGGACAACGAUCGAGUUGCCCUUGGUAUCAUCCCCGUGGAUGGCAUCAUCAACCGGGAUCUUGACGCUACCAUGCGAGACCUCGUCGACCGUCUCCCUACCAGGAGGGUCCCACUCACGGAGAACAUUGAGGUCACUUACUACAUGCCCCACGCGGGCUCUGACGGUCCCUUCUACUGGGUCCCGUAUGGCUAUGCCAUUGGGGUAUUCUCGGAGCCUGACCAUUUCUAUACGCUGUGGGCCGGGAGUAACGGCGCUGAGGGCUACCGAGUCGACACAAUCAACGAAGGUUGCAAGUGUUUGGAGCGAGCCUUGCUUGAGGGCCGUUUUGGCCUCCUUCGUUAG
Coniophora puteana RWD-64-598 SS2 is the source of this 993-nucleotide messenger RNA. RefSeq lists its product as uncharacterized. The coding region runs from base 1 to 993 and encodes 330 amino acids. The record is from RefSeq and is a predicted model, not a curated record. The transcript is spliced from 5 exons. Lineage: Eukaryota; Fungi; Basidiomycota; Agaricomycetes; Boletales; Coniophoraceae.